AUGUAUUUCACCGGUCUGCCGACCGAAACACUUUGCUUGAUCGCAUCGUAUCUGCCCUGUCAGCAAGAUGUCUAUGCUCUAGCAAGAACCAACCGCCGUAUAUAUCAUGCGCUACACGAUUUUCUCUAUGAAUACAACAGUCGUUACUACCAUGGGUCCGCACUAGCAUUCGUCGCCAAACAUGGGAAUAUAGGGCGCAUUGCACAACUUUUGAGGGGACUCAAAACCGCUCAAACAAGGUCCCGAACUCCACCAGGACCUCGCUGGAGAAGUGAAGUUCCUUCGGAGCAGCGAUGGGAAGAGGAUUCGGACGAGGUUGAGUGGGACUCAGACGACGAAGAUAUGUAUUCGCUAACCCGCGAUAUUUCGUCUCAUCCAUUGAAGAGUGCUAGGUACAGUGUGGCAGACAUUGUCCAGAUCCAGAAGGCUCUGCUUGCUGCUAUUGAGAUCAACAACGAGGAAAUCGUAACUCUUUUAAUUGAGUGGGGUGCUCAGGCAAAUUUCUAUCGCGGGAAUCUCCGUGAUGACAAUCCGGGGCGGAUCCGACGUCGACACUCUCGCGCGAAAGACCCUCCACCACUCUAUCUAGCAGUCAGAUGUGGGCAUGCGGGUCUAGUCAAGUAUUUGCUUGAGAAAGGGGCUGAUCCAGACCGCUAUCGCCCGUCUCCCUUGUACCGAGCGGUUGAAGAUGGUCAAUACAAUAUUAUCGCAAUGCUACUGAAUCAUGGGGCCCCCCUAUCAUAUGCACGUGUUCUAAAGCUAGCAGAAGAUGGCGAUGGCAUGGAUGGAACUAUCGCCUAUGAUCACGAAUCCUCUUACUGUACGAUUGAAGAGGAAGCAUCCGAAGGGCGUGGCGAAGAAUAUGGAUCUGGUUCAUAG
Molecule: messenger RNA, 879 nt
Organism: Aspergillus oryzae RIB40
Lineage: Eukaryota; Fungi; Ascomycota; Eurotiomycetes; Eurotiales; Aspergillaceae
Exons: 2
Coding region: 1-879 (292 amino acids)
Biological process (GO): regulation of barbed-end actin filament capping
Cellular component (GO): cytoplasm; nucleus
Molecular function (GO): protein binding
Source: RefSeq, a predicted model, not a curated record